UUAAUCUUUUCAACUCAGAAGCAGUACCUUGUGUUUCUGUUUAUUUCAGGUCAUCUCAUCUUCAUCUUCGACAAUGGGUAUAUCAGCUUCGAAACGAGUAAAGACUCUUCUUUCCAACUCGGCCGAGUUUAAUUCGGCAUGCGACUCGGUCUACUCUUACUGCCUCUCACUCACUCAGCAUGCUUUUCCAGGUGUCUUUCUCUACCAACUCAACACCGCUUCUGAGAAACUCUAUCAGAUUCUCACCGUCGAUCAACCCCAUCCGAUCAUCCUCAAGUGGGUUUCUUCUCCUCCAACGAAUUCACAGGUCGACUCAGCCAUCGGAGUCGUAACUCGCCGCCCCAACAAGGAUUUGGGCUACGAUGAACACACCAUUGGGCCGAACCGGUUCAAGGAAUGGGCGGUGGAGCUAUUUGGGAGUGCGAUUGCGGCAAAUGCGAAUAAAGCGGUGCUCCGCCGAGUUCCGAUUGGAGUUGCGGGAAUCGUCGGCGUUGGGGUCGUAACUCGGUCCGGGAAAGACUUGGUUGGGACAGCGAUUGGAGUUUACGCGCUUGGCAUUGCCACUUCUAUUUAUUUGGGCUUAUGUAGUAGCAAUAAAUAGAUAAGUUCUUUUUUUUUUUAUAGCCAAUUAUGUAGAAACCUUUGCUUUUGAACUACUUUAAGUUUUUAGUGAAGAAUAAUUUGUUAAUAAAAUGAAACUCUGAACUUUGUUUGAGAAUUCAUACAUGAUAUUCUUAGCAAUCAUAAUGUGAAAAAGAAUAUUUUCUAGUCA
Messenger RNA from Humulus lupulus (European hop), 772 nucleotides. RefSeq lists its product as uncharacterized. Bases 74 to 601 code for a protein of 175 amino acids. The record is from RefSeq and is a predicted model, not a curated record. The transcript has a single exon. Lineage: Eukaryota; Viridiplantae; Streptophyta; Magnoliopsida; Rosales; Cannabaceae.